UUGGCAGUCAGUAACCGUGUUCUUUGUUGUGGUGAGGCCAGAAAACCAUAGAGCGGGACAGAAAACGUGGAGUAGUAGUGAACAUGUAUGUAACCACUUCAGUGAGGGUGUUUAUAGAUCCGCGUCAAUCACAUUUCAUGUCUAGCAACUCUUUUUGACCUCGAAUGUCAACCCUACAUUGUAUAAUAUCACUUUCCUGUCCAUUAGUGAUCCGCCAGAACUACACAGCCAGUCCCCUAGUGUCACUACCACUGGCAACGUGGAUACUGUCUCGCAAAUAUAAAUAAUGGCGCAUGCAGCGCGAGGGGCAGCGGCUCUUGCAGCCUCAGAUGCUCCCACAGCCUUAGCGGAAUACACACAGGCACUGAUUGAACACCCCAAAUCGCCAGACUAUCUCACACAACGCUCAAUCGCAUUCACACGGCUAAAACCGCCGCGGUACGAUCUCGCGCUCCGAGACGCAGAAUACGCCGUUCUUCUCGGAUUCCAGCGAGCAGUGAGAGAAAAGAUCCAAGCGGCACAGCAAAGACGCGUCGUGGCACUUUACGGGCUUGGACGGUACGCGGACGCAAAAUACCUAUUGACAACCAUGGAGCGCUGGAGGCCCAAGGACAACAAGCCGGCCAAGAUGGAAGGUGACAUGUGGAUGGCAAGAGUGGAAUCCAAGUUAAACAGCGUCCCCGAGGCAGACAGAGUGCCGACCGUGAAAGAACGUCCUGAGAUCGAGCUGCUGUCCGAAGAUCAGUUGAGGGCGCAGUACAAAGCCGAACUGAACCCUGAUGGCUCCUACAAACUCGACAACCAAACAUCUGAAGGCCAGUCGUCGACCACGACCACCACUGGCACCACCUCCGGCACCGCGACCACCUCGAACAACGACAAAGCAGCAACAACAUCAACCACUGCUGCCAGUACCGAACCGAAUUCACCGCCUUACAAGGAGUAUCGCUACGACUGGUAUCAGAACGCCCAAUCCGUCAUCGUCAGUAUAUACGUCAAAGGCGUGUCGCGCGACAGUUGCAUAUUCAACAUUUAUGAUGACUCGUUCUGCAUCGAGUUCCUGGACCGUGGACGAAUUUUCCUUCUCGACCCAAUAUUCGCCCUCAUUGACCCUAGCCAAAGCAAAGUUUCAGUUUUUCCAACCAAGAUCGAGUUGACGUUGCACAAAGCCCAGCCAGGACAGAAAUGGCCUUCUUUGGAGGGUACAGAACCCUUGUACACAUCGGCAGACACCAAGACCAACUUUUACAAAGAUGUACUCGCCAAUGCCGCUCCCGCGUCUGAAUCCUCUCAGUCCAAAGCAACAACAACACCGGCAACAACAACAACAACAACAUCGAAUGCACCACCUACGUAUCCGACUUCGUCUCGUCAUGGGCCUAAGGACUGGGACAAACUAGCCAAUGACCUGCAUGCCAAAUCCAAGAAGAAAAAGACCGACAAAAAGAAGGACGAGACGUCUGCCGAGAACAAUGACCCCGGUUCCAAAAAUUCAGAUGACGCUGAGCCCGUCGCCGACGACGACGAUAUCGACUCAGACUUUGAGACAGGUGACCCCGUCGACGCGUUCUUUAAGAAACUCUACUCCAACGCCGAUCCGGAUACCCAGCGGGCCAUGAUGAAAUCCUUCAUCGAGAGCAAAGGAACCGCACUGAGUACGAACUGGUCGGAGGUUGGAAAGGGCCCUGUCGAAGAGGUCAAGAGCAAGAACGAGGAUUGAUGUGUCAAUCCGUCACUUGCAGAACAUAGUAGUCGUACUCAUUGCCAAAUGACUAAUCCAAUCAUGACUCUGUGGCAAAAUUUGAAUGAGAAUGAUACCAAUAAAAGGUCAUGAAGCUUUAAUAUUAAAUGCAGCUUUCCUUUAUACCCCGGAAGUAGCAAUCAAUAAUUUAAUAAGACCGCCUUGGGCGGUACAGUACUAUUCCUAUCCCUCCGAAAAACACACAAUUGCCCACAGUACCCCCUUUUCGUCGCCCAACCGUCCAAACAAUAACGCAACGGCAUUUAUAAAGGUUACAUUCGAGUAGUAAAUUCAAUAAUAUGAAACCGAAACUGUUGCUGUCGUCGCCGCCCUCGUUGGCGUCGAUGGCCCAGUAUUUAUAUCUCCUCCGACAUCAGUUAGCAUGGCCGAGUAUUCCAUCCGGCAGUUGCAGACCGAGACCAAUGCCAACGCCAAUGCCAAUGCCGCCAUUAUUGUAUCCGGGAUUCAUUCUAUCGUUGCCGCCACUCAAGUUGUCACCGUCGUUAUCGUCAUCAUUUUCG
Molecule: messenger RNA, 2262 nt
Organism: Exophiala dermatitidis NIH/UT8656
Lineage: Eukaryota; Fungi; Ascomycota; Eurotiomycetes; Chaetothyriales; Herpotrichiellaceae
Exons: 1
Coding region: 287-1720 (477 amino acids)
Biological process (GO): protein stabilization
Molecular function (GO): protein-folding chaperone binding
Source: RefSeq, a predicted model, not a curated record